AUGAAGUUCACAGGAGUAGUAUGCAUCGCGUUUGUGAUAGUUCUUGUCUCGGCUCUAGCUCCGACCAAAGCAGAAGAGAAAGUGGCAUGCGUCCCGACAGAACUUAUAUCAUGCUUACCAGCAUAUGAAUCUGGAAGUCCACCGUCCGCUGAUUGCUGCGGAAAACUGAAAGAACAAGAACCGUGUUUCUGUGGUUACAUACAAAAUCCAUUGUUUUCUCAGUAUGUUAACUCUCCAAUUGCUCGCAAGAUUUUAGCGGCUUGUGGUGUACCUUAUCCUACUUGUUAA
Eruca vesicaria subsp. sativa (arugula) is the source of this 288-nucleotide messenger RNA. Lineage: Eukaryota; Viridiplantae; Streptophyta; Magnoliopsida; Brassicales; Brassicaceae. The record is from the annotation of a GenBank genome assembly.